AUUACACUGAGUCUGUGGUUCUCUGCUCACCUCCUCAUCAUCACCUGUCAUCUGACCAUUGACCUACAGCAAGACCCGUCUCAGCAGGACGCCAACACGGACAGUCUUAAUUAGAAACCAUCAGCUUCCUGGUGAAGAACCCCAAAGGAGACCUGCAGGAGUGUUUCAGCAGUAAUGGGGGACUGGAGUCUCCUGGGAAACUUCCUAGAGGAGGUCCAGGAACACUCCACAUCUGUGGGGAAGGUCUGGCUUACCGUCCUCUUCAUCUUUCGCAUCCUGGUGCUGGGCACAGCGGCCGAGUCCUCCUGGGGGGAUGAGCAGAGUGACUUCCUGUGCGACACACAGCAGCCCGGUUGCACCAACGUGUGUUACGACAGCGCCUUCCCCAUCGCCCACAUCCGCUACUGGGUGCUGCAGAUUGUCUUUGUCUCCACACCAUCCCUCAUCUACAUGGGACAUGCCAUGCACACGGUGCGCCAAGAGGAGAAAUGCAAAAGGAAGGAGCAAGAGCAGAGAGAAGAAGCUGGGGGAGACCUACAGGAGGAGAAGGAGUAUCUCCAACAGAAAGAGACCAGGAGCGAGGUGAUAUAUGACGGGACCAGCCAUGUUCGUUUGAAAGGAGCACUACUGCAGACUUACAUCCUGAGUAUCUUGAUCCGCACGCUGAUGGAGGUGACGUUCAUCGUGGUGCAGUACAUGAUCUACGGGGUAUUCCUCAAGGCACUGUACUUGUGCAAGGCCUGGCCUUGCCCCAACCCUGUCAACUGCUACAUGUCUCGACCCACAGAGAAGAACGUCUUCAUCGUCUUCAUGCUGGUGGUGGCCGGCGUGUCUCUGCUCCUGUCUGUGUUGGAGCUCUACCACCUUGGCUGGAAGAGUGCUCAGAGGUGCAUCCGCAACAAAGUUCUCCAAAAGAACAACUGCAGAGCUGUGACCAUUCCAGCAUUGGAGCCCCAGACUCCUCCACGGCCCUCGGUCUCCUGCACACCCCCUCCUAACUUCAGCCAGUGCCUGGCACCUCCGGGUUCCAUCAACACCAUUACCUCCUUGGCCUCACAUCCCUUCAACAACAGGAUGGCACUCCAGCAGAACUCGGUCAACCUGGCUACCGAGCGACAUCACAGCUGUGACAAUGUGGAGAACGAAACAGACUUUCUACGGAUGAAUUAUGACCAGGUGCCAACCGAACUCCCCAACAGCUGCUCACCAUCAUCACUUCUACACUCAGGCUACCUGAGGGACAAACACCGCCUGAGCAAGACAAGCGGAGGCAGCAACCGGGCCCGUCAAGAUGAUCUGGCAGUAUAAAUUUAUAGCAUAGUGUGAGUGAGGUUUGGAUCACUGGAACCAAAGACAAAAGAGAAGACUAAAACGCUGAUUGGCAGCCAGUGAGAAGACAACAACUAUGCAAAAUUUUAAGUUUGACCACAAAGGAAAGACUAAAAAUCCUCACUGGAAUGGAUCGAGAAAGUGAUGCUGGAGUAUGAAUGUUGUCUCUCGGUCCAAAGUUUGAAAAACUGAACUGCAAAA
Thalassophryne amazonica is the source of this 1530-nucleotide messenger RNA. It is a transcript of the gene gja5a, whose product is annotated as gap junction protein, alpha 5a. Lineage: Eukaryota; Metazoa; Chordata; Actinopteri; Batrachoidiformes; Batrachoididae. Gene Ontology annotation, biological process: cell communication. The record is from RefSeq and is a predicted model, not a curated record. The transcript is spliced from 2 exons. Gene Ontology annotation, cellular component: connexin complex. The coding region runs from base 175 to 1308 and encodes 377 amino acids.